Molecule: messenger RNA, 1467 nt
Organism: Linum tenue
Lineage: Eukaryota; Viridiplantae; Streptophyta; Magnoliopsida; Malpighiales; Linaceae
Source: the annotation of a GenBank genome assembly
CUCCGAUUGGAUUCACCCGCCAUUGGCAUUUCCUCCGAUCCCAAAAACCCACAUUCUUCAUUCCCCCCCAGAAACACAAACACACAUCAUUAUACCCUGUUCCGAUCAUCCCCUGUUUCUCGAUCUGGUAAAUACCAAUCCAACAAUCAAUGGAGAGAAGCUCGGAAAUGGGCGGGAGGGAGAGGGUGGUGGCGGUGGCCGUGGACAGGGACAAGAGCAGCAUCUAUGCUUUGAAAUGGGCCAUUACUCAUAUCGUCACCAGGCACGAGACCCUCCGCCUUCUCCAUGUCAAAGACCGAUUCCUCACUGGUCAGCAAUGGGGAAUGGAUCAAGAACAGAGUCCAGAUGCUCUGAUCGCCGAGAUGAUGCUUCCCCUCAAAUGUUACUGUAUGCGCAAAGAAGUUAAUUGCGAGACCGUUGUACUGGAGGAUAGCGAUGUAGCCAAAGCAAUAGUAGAGUACAUUGGCCAUUUUGGUGUCAAGAUUCUCUUGCUCGGCACACCCAGCAAAACCGGUAUUUCCAGGCUGUUUCGGAGUACAGAUAUUCCAAGCACGGUGAUGAAAUGGGCACCUGAUUUCUGCACAGUCUACGUUAUAGCCAAAGGAAAGAUCAGCUCUGCACGGAAUUCUUCGCGUUCCAUUCCAUCACCACACCUUCCUCCACUUUCUUCCUCCCUCAGUACUGCAAAACAUCCCAGUUUAACCCCUUCUGAUACCCCGUCCAUUAAGAGAGUGAAUGGAAGAUCAUACGACAACCUGGACUAUGAACUCCUCCUUGGUGGAAUGUCAGACGCUCGGUUGAGCGUUGAUCAGGGCAACUCCCUCAAGUUCUACGAUACCGUCCAAGAUUCUUCAAGGCCUUCAAGGGCUACCAGAGCUGAUGUGCCGCCGAACUGGGAACCUUCUAGAAAUUCCUCCUAUGUAGAUUGCAGAGAGGACUUUGAGCCAUCCAUAACAUCAGGUUUUCGAAUGUCUAAUGGCCACACCUCGACCUCGACCUCGACCGACGAUCGGAGCUCUUGGGAACAAGAAGAUUAUGAGCGCCAAAUGAAAAGACUGGAGACAGAGCUAAAGCAGACGAUGGAUAUGUACCAUGCAGCUUGCAAAGAAGCACUUGCAGCAAAGCGGAAAGCUAUGGAAGUUGAGAAGUGGAAGGUGAGGGAGGAGAAGAGGAUAGAAGAGGCACGGGAGUUAGAGCAGAAGGUAGGACUGAUUGUGGAGAAGGAAAAAGAAAGGAUCAAAAUAGAGGCAAAUGAAGCAGCUCAGAGGUUUGUAGAAGCUGAAGUGGAGAAAAGGGUUAACGCAGAGAUAGAUGCCAUAAGAGGAUUUGAAGAGAUGCAGGCCGAUCUUAAUGGUUUAGAUAGCCUAGGACAGUCCCUAUUAGUUCUCAAAUAUAAAAGCUUAUAUCACAUUGUUUCAGUUUUGUUCCUCUUUUAUUUUUACUUCUCUGUCUCCAGUUGGUGACACG